AUGAGAUUUUUGGAGUUUGGGUUUGUGUUGUUGAUUGUACUAUUGGCUUUUCUGGUUUUUGUGAAAGGUGAGAUUUACAUAGUUACUGUUGAAGGGGAACCUAUUAUAAGUUAUACUGGUGGUAUUGAUGAGUUUGAAGCUACUGCUGUGGAAUCCGAUGAGAAGAUUGAUACUACCAGUGAAUUAGUUACUUCAUAUGGUCGUCAUCUUGAGAAACGACAUGAUAUGCUUCUAGGGAUGUUGUUUGAGCAAGGAACAUAUAAGAAACUCUAUAGUUAUCGGCAUCUUAUAAACGGGUUUGCUGUCCAUAUUUCACCGGAACAGGCAGAAACUCUACGACGUGCUCCUGGAGUGAAAUCAGUUGAUAGGGACUGGAAAGUGAAGAGACUCACAACACAUACGCCGCAAUUUUUAGGGCUUCCAACUGGGGUAUGGCCGACUGGAGGUGGCUUUGAUAGAGCUGGAGAAGAUAUUGUGAUUGGAUUUGUGGACUCGGGGAUUUUUCCUCAUCACCCGAGCUUCGCAACUCAUAAUACUGAACCGUAUGAGCCAGUUCCAAGGUAUAGAGGAAAAUGUGAAGUUGAUCCAGAUACUAAAAGAAGUUUUUGCAAUGGGAAGAUUGUUGGAGCACAACAUUUUGCACAAGCUGCUAUAGCUUCUGGAUCAUUCAACCCUUCAAUUGAUUUUGCUUCUCCUUUAGAUGGGGAUGGACAUGGCAGUCAUACAGCUUCUAUUGCAGCAGGAAAUAAUGGAAUUCCUGUGAGGAUGCAUGGCCAUGAAUUUGGGAAAGCAAGCGGCAUGGCUCCUCGUGCAAGGAUUGCUGUAUACAAGGCACUCUAUAGACUCUUUGGUGGGUUUGUUGCAGAUGUAGUUGCUGCAAUUGAUCAGGCUGUAUAUGAUGGAGUGGAUAUACUCAGUCUUUCAGUUGGACCAAACAGUCCUCCAGCAGCCGCCAAAACUACAUUUUUGAACCCAUUUGAUGCAACACUUCUUGGAGCUGUGAAAGCUGGUGUAUUUGUGGCACAGGCUGCUGGAAAUGGCGGUCCUUUCCCCAAGACAAUGGUUUCAUAUAGUCCAUGGAUAGCAACUGUUGCAGCUGCAAUUGAUGAUCGUAGAUACAAAAACCAUUUAACGCUUGGAAAUGGAAAUAUCUUAGCUGGAGUCGGGUUAUCUCCUUCUACACAUUUAAACCAAACAUACACAUUGGUUGCUGCAAACGAUGUGCUGCUAGAUUCUUCAGUUAUGAAGUACAGCCCCACAGAUUGCCAGAGACCGGAAGUUUUUAACAAGAAAUUGAUAGAGGGAAAUAUUCUUCUCUGUGGAUAUUCUUUCAACUUUGUUGUUGGUACUUCGUCGAUCAAGAAAGUAUCAGAAACAGCGAAGUCACUUGGUGCUGCUGGAUUUGUUCUCUGUGUUGAAAAUGUUUCCCCUGGAGCUAAAUUUGAUCCUGUCCCUGUUGGCCUUCCCGGGAUUCUUAUCUCAGAUAUCAGCAAUUCAAAGAAACUUAUAGACUAUUAUAAUAUCUCGACACCAAGAGACUGGACCGGACGAGUGAAGAGCUUCAAAGGAUUAGGUAAAAUCGGUGACGGUUUGAUGCCUAUUCUACAUAAAUCUGCACCGCAGGUGGCAUUAUUCUCUGCUAGAGGGCCAAAUAUAAAGGACUUCAGCUUCAACGAGGCAGAUCUUCUCAAACCAGAUAUAUUAGCUCCCGGUUCAUUGAUUUGGGCUGCUUGGAGUCCAAAUGGAACUGAUGAGGCAAAUUAUGUUGGUGAAGGAUUUGCGAUGAUAUCUGGAACUAGCAUGUCUGCACCACAUAUAGCUGGAAUUGCUGCUCUCAUAAAGCAGAAGCAUCCACAUUGGAGCCCUGCUGCAAUUAAAUCAGCCUUGAUGACAACAUCAACAACUCUAGACAGAGCAGGGAAUCCUCUUCUAGCACAACAAACUUCCGAAACAGAAGCUAUUAAAUUUGUCAAAGCUACACCUUUUGAUUAUGGGAGUGGACAUGUUGAUCCAACAGCUGCGUUGGAUCCUGGCCUUAUCUUUGACGCAGGAUACGAGGAUUAUCUAGGCUUCUUAUGCACAACACCCGGUAUCGAUGUCCACGAGAUAAGGAACUACACCCAUGUUCCAUGCAACAGUACUAUGGGCAAGCCAUCCAAUUUAAACACUCCAUCAAUCACAAUUUCCCAUCUCGUCGGAACUCAAGAUGUCCACCGCACUGUAACCAAUGUCGCUGAGGAAGAAACCUAUGUGAUCACAGCUAGAAUGGAACCAGCAGUUGCCAUUGAAGUAAACCCUCCUGCAAUGACUGUCAACGCAGGCGCGUCACGUCAGUUUACAGUGACACUGACGUCUCGCUCUGUGACAGGAAGUUAUAGUUUUGGAGAGGUUUUACUGAAAGGAAGCAGAGGGCAUAAAGUGAGGAUCCCUGUGGUGGCUAAAGGGUUCCAACGAUAG
Messenger RNA from Lathyrus sativus (Indian pea), 2457 nucleotides. NCBI's taxonomy places the organism in Eukaryota, Viridiplantae, Streptophyta, Magnoliopsida, Fabales, Fabaceae. The record is from the annotation of a GenBank genome assembly.